GUUCGAUGCAGUGGCUGCGUUUGUCCUUCACUUCACGGAGUCAACUGCUUCGCGACUGCAGAACUGCGAGCCAGAAAUUGCUUCACCAACAUCGUUCGGUGAAAGAUGAGUGCAGUCACACGGGGCCGAGUGCCCACUUUGUGGACUGCAGAGCACGAGGCUAGACUCACUCAUCUAAGAGAUCAGCGAGAUAAAGUCGAUGAAACAAUUGAUCUCCUGCGACAGCAAAUGACCAUCGUCGAUGGUAUGUUGGAAACGAUUGCAGACGCCACUCUGGCCGCCGAAGAAGAAGAAGAAGAGAGGAAGGCGAUCGAGAACGAGUGCGCGAUUGAAGACUCCGAUGAGGAAGAUGAUGACCUUACAGUCAUCUGCCACUCCAGUGCCGACGGAGACGAGGACGAAGGAGAAGAUGAGGAGGACCUCACGGCAGCUGAAGCAGUCCUCUACUGCCCACCGCUCCUCGCCCAGAUCUUGCGCCACCUCUCCGCAGCAACCCUCUUCGGCAUCCAACGCGUCAACAGAGCCUUCCUCUACACCAUUUGUACCUCCUCGAUACUCCGCCGGAACCUCCUCAUCGACGUUGUUCCCAACGCAGAAACCGAUCUCGACCGCUUCGCCACCCUGUCCCGUCUCCUCGAGAGCCCCAAAUUCAUGCACGCGGUCCAGCCCCUUGAUUUCCAACCUUUUGGUCCGACCUCCUUGGGGAUCAGUGUCAAAUUCGGUGCUGCGAAGAAAUUUCAUCGACAGAUGAGGUUCAAGUAUCUUGCUCUUGCCCGCCAACAGGAACAGCAACUACAGCAAGUUUCCGGACAACAACAAGAAGAGGAAGAAGAAUAUGUUAAAAUCUGUCUCAAUUGGAAAGACAUUAUUGUUCCGGGACCGAUGCAGGUCAUCUAUCAUCGCUGGCAGCCGAGGGUUCCGAUGGGGUUCGGACACACGAUUCGUGAUGCGUCUUUGGGAGAACUGGUGGAGAUGGCGAUGGCUUUCUUGGGGCACAAUUGGUGGAUGGAGUGUGAUCUGGAGACUUGGGUUGCGCUGAGGGAGGUCACGGUUUGGAAGGGAUUGAUUGAGAAAGAUAGCUGGGCGCUUGGGAAGACUAAGGGGGGAAGGCAAGGUGUUGUGAGGAGGAGACGGGCGUUGAGUGUUUGA
Molecule: messenger RNA, 1149 nt
Organism: Cercospora beticola
Lineage: Eukaryota; Fungi; Ascomycota; Dothideomycetes; Mycosphaerellales; Mycosphaerellaceae
Source: RefSeq, a predicted model, not a curated record